GAACGAAGAGUUUUGGCCGGCAACAUUUGACCAGUCAUGGUUGCUCCAUACUGUCACUUAGAGGCCUGCUCGCUCGCCAAUGACGCUCUGGCGAACAAGCAAGAAGAUCAACAUGCCCAUUCAGACCCUUUGCGAAAGCUGUGAUGAUCUGGAGCUAGCUCGAGGCCAUUCUCGCAAACUGGUCGUUUUCGAUGAGGAGCUCCUUUUCUAUGCGACUAGCAGCGAGAGAGCAACUGCCAAUGACCCUUUCGGAACUGUUGAAGACGCUAACGAAUAUCGGGGGGAGGCGCCUUCACUCGUCGAGGCGAGAAUGUGGCCAACAAGAAGACAACAGCCGCUUCAGACGCUCUAAUUGGGAANAUGCCCGGGACCGCGGNCNNUANGCAGGGGUGGUGAACUGUCGUCUGAUGGGGAAUUGCGCGUGAGGUGACUCGAGCGGACGAGCGCAAGCCGACGAGAUUUGACCUGCUGUGCUCGCGGCUGUCAAGUUGAGGCGCGCUCGGUCGUUCAGACGAGAAGCUGGUCAGCAAGAAGACAACAACCGCCUCUGGAUCUUGCUUUGCCUAUGAACACUGGAGCCCGGAGGUAGCUUUGCAACCUAUCAGCGACGGAUAACUCCAGACGAGGUAUCUGCAGCGAACGAAGAGUAUCUGCCUGCGACAAGUGCUCCGCCGCAUGCGGCCUGCCUUGGAGGCUUACUCGCUCGUCGG
Molecule: messenger RNA, 710 nt
Organism: Mixia osmundae IAM 14324
Lineage: Eukaryota; Fungi; Basidiomycota; Mixiomycetes; Mixiales; Mixiaceae
Exons: 1
Coding region: 113-352 (79 amino acids)
Source: RefSeq, a predicted model, not a curated record